AUGGACACUUCACCACUCCUCGGCUAUUCAAUGGCCGAUGACCUCCUCCGAAGCCGGCGGCUCGUGCGCCACGCCCCGCCACCAUUGCGCGGCGCUGCGCGGCUCCUUCGACGCGCCAGCGGGCGCCGAAUGAGGCUUCGUGAGCCCUCGUUUCGGGUCCGAGAGAACGCGGCGGAGGAGCUGGAAGAGCGCCAGAGCUACUGGGCGUACUCGAAGCCCGUCAUAGUUCUGGACCUGCUGUGGAACUUGGCUUUUGUGUGUGUUGGGUUCACUGUGAUGGGGUUGAGCAUGGAGGAGAAGCCUGUGGUGCCUUUGAGGAUUUGGGUUGUUGGGUAUAUUUUGCAGUGUGUUGUCCAUGUUGGGUGUGUGGUUGUGGAGUAUAGGAGGAGACGUGAGGUGGGUUUUGGUGAGGUAGGUUGGGGAAGUGGUGGGAGUGGCAGUUUGGGGUCUGGAAGUGAUGUUGAAGAUUAUGGGAGUGAGCAGGGUAUGGCUGAUGAUGAGACAAGUGUCACAAAGCAUCUGGAGUCAGCCAAUACCAUGUUUUCAUUUAUUUGGUGGGUCAUUGGAUUCUACUGGGUGACUGAUGGUGGCCAGACUUUGCUAUGUGAUUCACCUAAUCUAUACUGGCUUUGUGUUACAUUUCUAGCUUUUGAUAUGCUCUUCGUCGUUAUAUGUGUUGCUGUUGCAUGUCUUGUUGGAAUUGCAGUCUGCUGCUGUCUGCCAUGCAUAAUUGCAAUCUUAUAUGCUGUAACAGAUCAGGAGGGGGCAACAGAGGAAGAAAUUGAUAGAUUACCAAAGUUCAACUUUCGCAGGACAGGUAAUUUUGAGAAACUUAAUGGUGAGGCCCAAGCUUCUGAAGGAUUAAUGACCGAAUGUAACACUCGUGCACCAACUGAGCAUGUUAUUUCCCAGGAUGAUGCUGAAUGUUGUAUCUGUCUUUCUGUCUACGACAAUGGAGCGGAAUUACGCGGACUUCCUUGCCAUCAUCAUUUUCACUGCAGCUGCAUAGACAAAUGGUUAUACAUCAAUGCUACCUGUCCUCUGUGCAAGUUCAACAUUUUAAAGCCUAGUAACCAAAUUGGUACCGGCGUAGUGUAG
This is a messenger RNA of Prunus armeniaca (apricot), 1098 nucleotides long. The record is from the annotation of a GenBank genome assembly. NCBI's taxonomy places the organism in Eukaryota, Viridiplantae, Streptophyta, Magnoliopsida, Rosales, Rosaceae.